AUGAGUGUUUCUCACAGGGGUACAGAGACACUUGAAUCUUUAAUACGAGAUACAGAAGCACUCGACAUUGGUAUACAAUUUAAUCCCUUGAAAGAUAUUAUAUUAGAGCUUGCUAAUAGAGUGGAUUUUGCAAUUAAAAAGACCACUACCGUGCAAAAAGUUGACGAUUCCACCACGUUAGAAGACAUACAGAAUAUAAACAGAAAAAUAUCUGAUUUACAAAAGACUCAAGAGAAAAAUGGAAAAGAAUAUUCUGAAGAAAUCAGAGAAUUAAAGUCUUUCUUUUCUUUCCAAAUCAAAGAUGUUAAGGAAAAAUUUGAUAAAUCAUUAGCAAAUAUGCUCGAUACCAUAUCAACUGGCGAAAUGAAUAAACCAAUUGCCGAACCAAUACCAACAAGCACAAAAUCAUUUGAUGAUAACCAAUUGGAAGAAGAUUUAAGUACACUUAAGAAGAGAUUUGAUAACUUUUUAAUUCAAUAUAAUCAACAAUAUCAAACAACUCAGCAAUUAUUACAAUUAUUACAACAAACUCAGUCAGCUGAACCAAUCAUUACCCCAAUACCUACACAAACCCCUUCAGCAAACCCCAAAUCAGAACCAACUUCUCCGAAGAAAACAACUUCAUCAAGAACAGGAUCUACAACAAAAGAAUCAGAAAAUACAGUCGAACAAGCACCACCCCAACCUUCUGAAGAAAAUAAAACUGAAGUUGUUGAAGAAAAACCAGUAAUUGAAGUUCAAGAAAAAGAUUUUCAUCCAGAGACACAAACAAAUCCAAUACAAGACGCAGUAACAAUAGAAAGUCCUAAAUCAGAUACAAAAGAUCAAGUUCCUUCACAGCAAAUCUCAUCAGUACCAGUUUCAUCGAGAAGCGACCCAAGGAUUGAUGAUAUUCUUAUACAACUCAACGCUCUACAAGAUGGAAGAAAGGCUGAUAACGAAAGAAGCAGCCAAAUGGCUAAAACAAUUAAUAAAAUUAUCGCAGAAGCAGAAAACCAACGAAAAGACCACUUGCAAUUUAAGACAGAGCUAUCAGGAUACUCAUCAGAAUUCGAACGUUUACUUGAAAAGAUCACAGAAAACGCCGUUGCAAUGGAAAAAUUAGAUAAAUCACUUACUCAACGUCAAUAUGAAAUACAAAACGAAGUUUUACAAUCACAAGCAACAUUACAAGAUUUUAUCAACAAAUACAAGCCAAACGAACCUUCUGUAAGUCCGGAUGAAAUAUCUAACAUAAAAUCUAGCAUCGAAACAAUUCAAAAUGAAAAAACAAAUACAGAUGCACGCAUAGAAGGAUAUAUUAAUAGUCUUAAGCUUGAAAUCGAAAGUCUUAAAAAUUCAUUAAAUGAUAUCAAGUCAAAACCAGAAAAGACCAAAUCUACAAAGCGCUUAUCCCAAGCCAAACAAGAGAGUGCUAAAAGUUCUUCAAGAAGUACAACAUCUUCAAGAAUACUUCAAAAAGAACAGUCAAAACUCGAUACUUUGGUCGAAGAAGCCAAGAAUGAACCUGCAGAACCACAAACUCAACCAAAUAUUCAACCCGAGAAGCUUCCUUCAUCGAGAUCUACUGUAUCAACAGAUUUACCUGAAGAACAACCAGUUAAGACCGUAAAGCAGAGAUUGAUGCCUCUUGAUAUCCCUACAAGCACAGAGUACUUCGAAACUGAAACUCAAACAGAAAUAAAUCAAAUUCCAGUUACAAGGUAUUCCAUUGCCACUCCAAUUGAUUCGAAGCCAAAUGAGAUUGCAGUACAUGAAAUACUACACAAGGAUGCAGAAGUAGUUAAAGUUUCUGAACAAAAAUCUGAAGUAAUUCUUUCUCCAAAGGAAACUACAAAGCCAUCGAGAGAAAUGUCACAACCAUUCAUUGUAGAAAAGAUCAUUGAUCUCUCUACAAAGGAAUACAGACCAUCUUCCCCUGUUACUCCAAAUCAAUCUGUUAUUACACCGAAAGAAUUCACUUUCGAGCAUCUUUCAACGGUAACAAUUGUUUCUGAGUACAAACCACCUCCAGUCAUCCUUCAAGUCGACGACGCAAACCAAGACUCCAUCAAGAAAUUACAAGAUUCAUUAACUUCCCUCAUGAACAAAAGUGACAACGAACAUUUCAAGUCCAUUGAGAGCUUAAUUUCAGUCCAGCAGGGCCAAAUCAACAAGAUACAAGAUCAAGUAAACUCAUUUAAGAACAAGCCACAGAUUGUCUAUUCGAAUGCCGUUUCACAAGCCUCAAUUGAAAUUCCACAAAAGAUAUCUAACCAAGAGAUUCCUCAAAUUGUCACACAAGAGGAACGCGCCUCAUCACCAGUUAGUAGAGGCUUUUUUUCAUCGCGUACAGCCGAUGUUUUACCAAAUACUUCAGCAAUAAUCGUUGGACCAGACGGAUCUACUUCAAAUGGCAUAGCAACAGCUGUUACUUCCAACGAUCCAACACCAAAUCAGCCUCUUUCAAAGGCAAGUUCCAAGUCAUCCCUGAAAGAAUCUCGUCCUGUAACUCCUGCAUCUAAACAGCAAUCAAGGCCACAAUCAGUUGAAUCCCAAAAGCGACCAGCAACAGCCGAAUCCUCCAAAUCCACAAAGGAAAAGCCAAAUAACACGCUUGUUCAUGUUAUUCAAGCAGAUAUCCCUGCUCCUAAGAAGAUGACUGCCAUUCCAACAUAUAUUCCAUCAACAGGAGACAAACCAGAUGCUGCAGUCGUCAAAAUGAUUAUGGAUCUCCAACAACAUAUGGUAGAUUACGAAAUGGAGAACCAGCAGAAGAAAGAAGAGCUCGAACAUGUAAUUUCCAGACUGGAUUCAGACGAAAAACAGAUAAAUAACAUAAUUAGUACCAUGAGAUCCCUUAAAUCUUCAAUUAAAUCUCAUAAUUCUUCAGAAAAGAUACAAAAGCAGGAGAAAACACCGAAACAAGAACAUACAUCAUAUAAACCACCUGAGAAAGAACUUGUUAAGCCAAAACAUGCUUCUCCUCCUCAAUCUCCAAAAGAAAAAGUUUUAGAGCGAGAACCGCCAAAGGAAAUCGCUCCAGAAGCACCCAAAGAAACAAACAAACAGGUAACAAUCCAGUUACCUGCAGAAGAAGAGUUACAAGCUGAAGAAGAAACGAAAUCAAAUUUGGAAAUAAAAGAAAAACCAGAAGAAGCACCUAAAUUACAACCAAGUAGAAGUAUGGACCAACUACAACAGGUUACUGAAGAGCAAUUACGUAUAUUUAGAGAUGCAAUCACUGAUUUGAGAUCUCGAAUCCAAAUUUUGGAGAAAUCAAGAAGAGAUGCCGUUUUAAUGAACAGCAACCAUCAAUUACCAAUUGAUAACAUAUCAGAUCCUAAUUUGGCCGGCCAAAAUCAAAUUAAUUCCAAUUUUGAUAACCAAAUCCGGAGUUUGAGAAAGAGAUUUGACGACCAAAUCAGUAAUUUGGACAUGACAACCAAAGAUCAGAGGCAGGAACUCUACAAUUUCAUGAAAUCAGCUCAAGAUCAGAAUUCAAAAAUUGUAGAUUCAGUUUCUCAUCUUCAAGACGACGUCAGGAACCUUCAAAUUGCCAUGGAGAAGGUCAAAGAUGUCCAAUACACCGCCCCACCUCCUUCUCAGCCUUUAACAAUGCCACCAACUCUUGAUUUGGACAAAUUCCAAAUUAAAAAGAACAAGAAACCGAAAUUCGAUGUUCCAAACGAACCUCCUGUUCUAAACAUCACUACUUUAGAUGUUCCAGAAGUCAAUGAUGAAAGUGGACCAGACACUCCUAUCAUUGUUGAAACGAAACCAUCAUCAAAAGUAGAAACAAAAGCAGUAACUCCUAAACGAGUAAAUUCAUCACAACAACUUCAUAAACGACCAACUUUGGAUCAAUUGAUUGAAGUUGCUUCACAGAAUGAAGAUGGAACAAUGCAGAUUCCUGAUAACAUCAUUCCCGAACCAACAAAUGCUCCUGCUCCUUCAAUAACAAGUGAAGAUGAACAGCCAUUCUUCGGCAGAAGAAUUCCUCAGCCUGUUGAAGAAGUUACAGUUAUGAAUGCCGAGAGAAGACAAGACAUUUUAGAGACGAUGUUGCCAUAUUUAGUUGACUUGAGGACAGACUUACAAAUGAAGAUUGACAAUGCUGUUGAAAGAACAAGAGUUGCUGAACAGAAUGUAACAAACAAAGUUGAUAAAGACUAUGUUGAGAAGUUCUUUAGAAACAUGAGAUAUCAGAUGACAGAAGUUGUUGAAAGGGUUGAACAAGUUCAACAAGCUGUUCCUGAUAGAGUAACUCAUGAAGAACUCAAAGAGUUUAUCAAUGAUUUGUAUCAUACUUUGUCUAAAGAAACAUCUACACCUGCAGGAACUGUUUCUUACAAGUGUUUGUUCUGCGGACAGACAAGAAAUACUAUUGCUGGCUUGAUAACUGAUCCGAAAGUAGCUGAUGCAUUGGGAGAAGUUCCAAAGACAAGAGCCGCUUCAAGAGGAGGAAUUAUUUACGGAUCUGAUAAACAGGCGUAUAAAGGAACAACAAAGUAUGGAAAACCUACUGUUGCUUCUUCUUUGGAUAAGUAUUUGCCUCCACUCAAAUCUCCAACAGAAUCAAAAUAA
Messenger RNA from Trichomonas vaginalis G3, 4566 nucleotides. Its product is annotated as A-type inclusion protein-related family. The record is from RefSeq and is a predicted model, not a curated record. NCBI's taxonomy places the organism in Eukaryota, Parabasalia, Trichomonadida, Trichomonadidae. The transcript has a single exon. The coding region runs from base 1 to 4566 and encodes 1521 amino acids.